UCCUCAUCAGCACUUUGUUUACUCUGUCUUUCUGCAGCUGCACCUUCUGCUGAGCUCUGCUGAGCUGCUAACACCACCACCACACCAAGAUCUUCUUCAAACCCUGAAGCUCGUGUCGGACUGACCCACGGAGCUGAGGAUGACUCGUCGCGUGGCUGUGGUCGGAGCAGGCAGCUCAGGUCUGACCUGCAUUAAGUGCUGCCUGGAUGAGGGGCUGGAACCGGUCUGCUUUGAGAGCAGCGAUGACAUCGGGGGUCUCUGGAGGUUUAAGGAGAACCCAGAACCAGAACGGGCCAGCAUCUACCACUCUCUCAUCAUCAACACCUCCAAGGAGAUGAUGAGCUUCAGUGACUACCCCAUCCCUGCACACUUCCCAAACUUCAUGCACAACUCCCUCAUCAUGGACUACUUCCGGAUGUACGCGGACCACUUCCACCUGCACAAGCACGUUCGUCUCAAUACCAAAGUCCUGCAGAUCAAGCAGAGAUCAGACUUUUCCCGCUCAGGCCAGUGGGACGUAGAGACGGAGAACAAGGAUGGAAAACAGGAAAGGCACAUUUUUGAUGCCGUGAUGAUCUGCAUUGGGCAUCACUGCGAGCCACACCUGCCUCUGCAGGACUUCCCAGGCAUUGAGACUUUCAAGGGCAAGUAUUUCCACAGCAGAGACUACAAAACUCCUGAGGAGUGGAGGAAUAAGAAGGCUGUGGUGGUGGGAAUAGGAAACUCUGGAAUAGACAUCGCUGUUGAGCUGAGCAGAGUCACCAAACAGCUGUACCUGAGCACUCGAAGAGGAGCGUGGAUCCUUAACAGAGUGGGAGAGAAAGGKAUACCUCUGGACCUGAUUUUUAACCGGGUGCUGGAAAUGCUCCAAAGAUAUCUUCCCUUUGGAUUUCUCUGUUCACUGGGAGAGAACUGGCUCAACCAAAGAUUUGACCAUGCUCUGUACAAUCUAAAGCCAAAGCACAGGCUGUUCAGCCAGCAUCCUACUGUCAAUGAUGAUCUUCCCAACCGCAUCCUGUCUGGAACCGUCCAAGUGAAACCCAACAUCCGCAGAGUUCACGGGUCCAGCGUGGAGUUUGAUGAUGGCAGUGUGGUGGAUGAUAUAGACCUGCUGGUGUUUUGCACAGGCUACUCGUUCUCUUAUCCGUUCCUGGCCUCCAGUGUGAUCUCAGUGUCUGAGAACAAAGCCAGUCUGUACAAAUAUGUGUUUGCUCCUGAGCUGGACCACCCGACGCUGGCUGUCAUCGGUCUGGUGCAGCCGUUAGGGGCCAUCAUGCCCAUCUCUGAGAUGCAGGCCAGAUGGGCCACGCGAGUCUUCAAAGGCUGCAUCAAACUUCCUCCAACUAAAGUCAUGCUCAAAGACAUCGAGUACAAGAAGGAGGCCAUGGCUAAAAGGUACGUGACCAGCCAGAGACACACCAUCCAGGUCGACUACAUCACUUACAUGGACGAGAUCUCAGAGAUCGUGGGAGUUCAUCCCAGAAUCUUCAGGACCAUGCUAACUGAUCCCCAGCUWGGAGUGAAACUGUUAUUCGGUCCCUGCACCCCUUACCAGUACCGUCUCCGAGGACCAGGGAAGUGGGCCGGAGCGCGCCGGGCCAUCUUCACCCAGUGGGAGAGGGUGGUUCAGCCCAUGCAGACCAGGCCGUGCAGCCAGCCCAAAGCCAAGAGGUCCUCCCUGUGGGCUCUGGUCCUGCCCACCGCUGCAGUGGCCCUGCUGUCCUACCACUACAGAAACAAUGUUUCAGCUUUUCUGCAGGAUCCCUCUGCUUUCCUGGCCAGCUUUAACAUCCACCUGUAGUCCAAGCUUCAGCUCUGCCUGUUUCAACCAUCACACCUGAAAAAAGUGCAAAUAUGUUCAGAAUGAGUUGUAAACAACAACAGCAGUAACAUAAUUUUAUGCAUCUAUUAUAACAUUAUAAAAACAAGUUAUUCGUGAUAUUAAAUGAGUCAUUAUCUGUCCAGUUUACARAUGUGUUUUUAUGAUUCUCUACAUGUAACCUUGUAUGAUUUUUAUUCAUGAUCUCUGCAGAAAUGUGCUUCUCCUGCUUUGUGUAUUUUAUCAAUAAAAUUACUUGUUGCUCA
Messenger RNA from Austrofundulus limnaeus, 2085 nucleotides. RefSeq names its product dimethylaniline monooxygenase [N-oxide-forming] 5. Gene Ontology annotation, molecular function: NADP binding; flavin adenine dinucleotide binding; N,N-dimethylaniline monooxygenase activity. The transcript is spliced from 10 exons. Bases 140 to 1801 code for a protein of 553 amino acids. The record is from RefSeq and is a predicted model, not a curated record. Lineage: Eukaryota; Metazoa; Chordata; Actinopteri; Cyprinodontiformes; Rivulidae.